Seriola dumerili (greater amberjack) is the source of this 1709-nucleotide messenger RNA. It is a transcript of the gene mrps33, whose product is annotated as mitochondrial ribosomal protein S33. Lineage: Eukaryota; Metazoa; Chordata; Actinopteri; Carangiformes; Carangidae. Bases 174 to 494 code for a protein of 106 amino acids. The record is from RefSeq and is a predicted model, not a curated record. Gene Ontology annotation, cellular component: mitochondrion. The transcript has 3 exons.
GACAUGCGCGAUAGAGCCUAUGAUGGCAGUAUGGCGUGUGUGUGAAGGUGAACGUUAGCUUUAGCGUCAAUAUAAUUAAUUUACCCACAGUUGUAAUUUAAUUCGGGCUAAAUACGUUUGACGAGCGGUUUUUACAGUGUGUAACUAAUUCCCCACUGACUGCAGACUCAGUCAUGGCCGGUCUGUCCAGCUAUGCCGUGCGCAUGGCCAGACUGAGCGCUCGGAUCUUCGGGGAUGUUGUGCGUCCAACAGACUCCAAAUCUAUGAAGGUGGUCCAGCUGUUCCAGGAGCCUCCCAUGGCCAAGAGAAAGGAGGUGUAUGACUGGUACCCACAGCACAAGAUUUACUAUGCCAUGACCCAAAAGCUCAGAUUCAUGGGACUUUUCAGGGAUGAGCAUGAAGACUUCAAAGACGAAAUGCGUCGCAUGAGGAAACUAAGAGGAAAAGGAAAACCAAAGAAAGGAGAGGGGAAGAGAGCGGGAAAGAAGAAAUGAGCUGUAACAUUUCUGCUACUUCACCUUUUCACAGGACUUAUGUUUUUUUCUUUUCCUGGAGACAGACAGUGGUGGACUGUGUACAUUAUUGUGGGGGAGGGCCACGAAUCCUGAAACAAUCCCAUGGGUCUAGCCACAACUGUCCAGUGCUUUGAAGCUUCACUAUGUUGGCAUGAAUAAUACCCUAGGUCAGCAUUACACACAUGCAACAUUCUCAUCUAUGUCUGUUGUACUCAAUGGAAUUCCAUUUGUUUAAUGUUGAAUGUGUCUGAUUUAAGUUGCAGGGGGUGAACCAGUAUGGAGAAAGAAAUAGCCAAUCAAAUGCUAUUGGAUACUAGAAAAACAAGCUAAUCACUAUGAUCAUCUGAGUACACAUACAACAUUUACAGGCCUGUGGUCAUGUCUUUUCAACAUUCAUGGAUUUAUAGCAAAUUUGGGUCUAUGGCAGCUGUACUACACCUCAUGUCAACUUUGGAGUUUUGAGCUUAAGUCAGCGGAAUGGCUGAAAAAUUAUGUAAAGAAACAGACAUCUUUCAUGUUUUCAAAAUAAAAUCAAUGUGAGGAAUGUGCUGUUCAAAAAUGCUACAAUAAAACCACAACACAGUACACAGAUGCUGAUACUGAGUUAUAUAUUUCAUAUGGGAUCACUGGUUCCAGUAAAUAUGUGGAUGUAUCUAAUGCUAGGCCAGAAACGUUAGCAUUUUCUUUUAGCUAUAAAAGGAUUGCUGGUGAGGCACUUUGGUACGAUGGAGUAUUAGGGCCACACUGAGGAAAAGAAAAUCUGAAAUUUUGAGAAUAAAGUCAUAAUUUUAUGAGAGAAAGUCAAAAUAUUACAAGAAUAAUGUAAUUUUACAAGAAAAAAAGUCAAUAUGAGAAUAAUGUGGUAAUUUUAGAUUUUGUGUUUUAGAGAGGAAAUAUCAGAAGCUUUAAAAUGAGGAACGUGGAGCAUCCUGUGAAGUUCUACUUUUGCAGAAGGAGAUCCUUCAUCUUUAGCUCAUCACCAUCACAUCAGCAUCAGCAUCAGGACAUUGAAAAGAUUGUGAAGAGUCUAUUCUAUUGUUGGACAAACAGCAGCUGCCAGAAGCAGCUCAGUCUACCACUGACACUGUCAUUUCACAUGUUUGAUUGGUUGUUUGUAAUCCUAAAAAUUAUGUUUUUUUUCUUUCAAAAUUUUACACUUUUAAUUCUAGUAAAAUUCCUACUUUAUUAUCGUAA